Molecule: messenger RNA, 2361 nt
Organism: Vigna angularis (adzuki bean)
Lineage: Eukaryota; Viridiplantae; Streptophyta; Magnoliopsida; Fabales; Fabaceae
Product: pollen receptor-like kinase 2
Exons: 3
Coding region: 11-2068 (685 amino acids)
Biological process (GO): protein phosphorylation
Molecular function (GO): protein kinase activity; ATP binding; protein binding
Source: RefSeq, a predicted model, not a curated record
GCAUGUUUGAAUGGAAUGUGAUGUAAAGUUUUGCAUCUCCAUCAUCUCCAACUCUUGUCUUCCUCGGCCGUUCGAAACAGAUAGGCCUGUCUGGAGGGCGUGCACGGCGCACCCUUCCCUGUGCGUGUGCCAACCCUGUCCCUUCACUAUGGCACUCUCCACUUCUUUGACUCCAUUCACGUUUCUCCUUUCAUCUUCAUUUUUAUCGCAUAUUCUCCUCGUCGUAACUGCUUCAGACAAAGAAUUGCUCCUCGGAUUCAAAGACUCCAUUGAAAACAAACAUGCCUUGUCUUCCUGGAAUGAAUCCGUCCCUCCAUGUUCUCCCAAACAACCUAACUGGCCUUACGUUCAGUGUUAUAAGGGGCACGUCUGGGGUUUGACGCUCGAGAACAUGAGACUCAAAGGGGUCGUUGACGUUCAAACCCUCGAGAAGCUACCCUAUCUCCGAACCUUAAGCCUCAAGAACAAUGAUUUUAACACUGAAUGGCCUUACAUCAACGGCAUUCUGGGUUUGAAGGCCCUUUUUCUUUCCAAUAACAAGUUUUUUGGGGAGGUUCCUUCUCAGGCUUUUCAGGACAUGAAAUGGUUAAAGAAAAUCCAUUUGUCCAACAACCGCUUCACGGGUCAUAUUCCAACUUCCCUCGCAUCCAUGCCCAGGCUUAUCGAGUUGAGGCUCGAAGGAAACCAAUUCACCGGCUCCAUACCCAAUUUUCAACGUCCAUUGAAAUCUUUUUCUGCAGCUGAUAAUAAAUUAGAGGGACAAAUACCAGAGGGCCUCCGUGACCUGCCAAUUUCAGCUUUCUCUGGUAAUGAAGGGCUAUGUGGAGCACCGUUAGAAGCAUGCCCGUCCAAAAAGCUAUCACUUCUGAGUAUCAUUGUGACUGUUGUUCUUGUUGUUGUAGCACUGGUUGUUAUUGGAGCAGUAGUGUUGUUAGUCCUUCGCCGGAGAAGAAAGCGGGUGCCAGAUGUGUCUGAGGAAGAUUCACCAUCAAUGUCCCACAAGAAAGCAAGAAGUAGGGAACCAUCAGAGGAAGGAAGUCACAGGUCCCGCUCCUCGAGCCGCAUCAGCAAAGGAGACACCAUGAUGUUAUCGUUUGUGAGGGAUCACAAAGACCAGUUUGAUUUGCAUGAACUACUGGGAGCCUCAGCUGAGGUACUGGGCAGUGGUUGUUACAGCUCUUCCUACAAGGCUUCUUUGUUAAGUGGACCAGUUAUGGUGGUCAAGAGAUUCAAGCAAAUGAACAAUGUCGGAAGGGAAGAGUUUCAGGAGCACAUGCGACGGUUUGGUCGCUUAAAUCAUCCUAAUCUGCUUCCUCUCAUUGCCUACUACUACAGAAAGGAGGAGAAACUCUUCGUUACUGACUUUGUUCACAAUGGCAGCUUGGCUGUUCGCCUCCAUGGAUACCAAGCUCUAGGGCAGCGAAGCCUGGAGUGGGGAAGUAGGUUGAAGAUAGUGAAAGGCAUAGCAGAAGGACUUCAAUAUCUUUACAGGGAGAUGCCAAGCUUAAUAGCGGCGCAUGGACAUCUCAAAUCCUCGAACGUUCUUCUGAAUGAAUCUUUGGAACCCCUUCUGACGGACUAUGGGUUGGUACCAGUGAUAAACCAAGAUCUUGCUCCUGACAUAAUGGUGAUCUAUAAGUCCCCAGAGUAUUUGCAGCAUGGUCGCAUUACAAAGAAGACUGAUGUGUGGAGUCUUGGGAUAAUUAUUUUGGAGAUUCUAACGGGAAAUCUUCCUGUUAACUUUCUACAAGGUAAAGGAAGUGAUUUGAGUUUGGCAAACUGGGUCCAUUCGGUCUCGGAAGAGUGUAGCAGUGAGGUGUUUGAUAAGGAUAUGGAGGUAAGCACAAACAGUGAGGGAGAGAUGAUAAAGCUUUUGAAGAUUGCAUUGGCUUGUUGUGAAAGGGACGUUGAUAAGAGAUGGGACUUAAAAGAAGUUGUAGAUAGAAUUCAUCAAGUAAACGAAACUGAUAACGAGGAUCACAAUUCCCGUUCUUCUUCUAAUGCUAGUGAAGUUGAAAUCAGGCAGACUCAGUCAGGUGAAGUUAGUUUCUCCAUAGAUAUGGCUUAAUGAGGUUGCCAAGGCAUCAUGAAUGAAGGAAUGAAAUACGAGUAUAUAUGCAUCCACGCAAGAUGAGAUAGAUUUUGAAGUUGAUUCAACUCAUUUCUUUAGUACUUAGUUUCUAUAUCCCAGUUUCAUUUAUUCCAACUUAUACCAAGGCUAUCUGAAGCUUCGUAUUCUUUUCUAGAAGAGAGCAUGUACAGUAAUUUAGGAAGGAAAAUAGAAUAGACUCAUUCUUGUGCACAAGAAAUGUAUUGUCAUGGGUUCAAUAUAAAUGUUAUAAUAUACUCAAAUGCAUGAUU